UGAAGGAAGGAGGGGAGCCUUCAAAUUCAGGGUAAAAGGGUUUCGCAGAUCUUGGUCAUGAACCGUGAUUUGCACACCGUACCAAGACUGUGGUGCAGGGUUAACAAAUAGGGUUACUGAGCGCCAGCUGACGUGGAAAGCAAAAAGUGCACGAACUGCAAGAUUGGAGCUGAAGAUAUUUGGGCGCAGGACCAGAAAGGGCCGCAGCAAGGCGUGUGUGGCGACGCUCUCUUCCAUUCUGACCCGGACCGUGCUUGUCCGGUGCUCAGUCACGCAGUGUGCUGAGCUACACGUGCUACGCUAAGAGCCAGGUUAGGAAGAAAGACUGUGCAGAAGGCCAGGUCGAAUUGUGGCGCCUGUCAUUUUGGGCGUCAUGGCGGCAUCUGUCCAGCUUUCCGUGUCCCAAAGCUCGUCUGCCUUUUGCACAUUUAUCAAGGGUGGCAAGGACGCCUUAACAAGCGGGCCACAAAGUAUUGCCCUUCAGAGAUGUGGCAUGCGAUGUCGAACGAGGAUACCAAUGAUUAGAAAUGCGGCAGGAGAAAAGGGUUCAAAGCAUGGGAGCAUGCAUAAGGUCCCCAACGGCAUGCGGCCAACCAAGGGGAACGGACCCUCCUCACUCAAAGCAACGGAUCCAGCACUAGGAAGCGCACAAGCAGGCGAGGAAGAGCCUGUGAUGCAGAAGGUCAAGCUGCCCAAGAUUGAUAUGAAGGCACUCAGCGAUCAAGCAUGGGGCUUCAUGACUCCGCAAACGAAGGGCGAUGCAAAGGAUAUCUUCUACUGUAGUUUGUCGUUUGCCGUGUUGGUUUACAUGAGCCAACGGCUUGUAUGUGCAUAUUGUGCGGUUCAACACCUUUUAGUAGGCAAUGCCGGCAGAUGGUGACUCGAGUUGUGGGAAUCUGGCAGAGACAAAGAUGGUCUGCUUGGUUUGACCAAAUGUUGGUCCUCGAACGAUUCUUUUUGUCUUAGAUCACUCAUUUUGUAUAAUAGCAACCGUUAAGGACCGUGCAAAGUAGGACUGUACAAUUUGAUAUGUGAGUCAGAUGCUGCCCACAUCAGCUGCAUUUGACAAUACACCGUCGACUUUCAGCACCCUUCAAGUGGAGCAUUGUGGAGGAUCACGCCUUCGCAUGGAGGCAAUUCAAUCCUACAGAGUGGGGGUGAUUUUCGUACGAGUCGGGAGAAGCUUAUGCACUUGUAAUGAGGCUGUACAAUUGUCUGAGUUGCUUAUCUACCUCGAUGCCAUGGUCACAUGUUCUUAUAAACCCUGGGCCACGC
Klebsormidium nitens is the source of this 1275-nucleotide messenger RNA. Lineage: Eukaryota; Viridiplantae; Streptophyta; Klebsormidiophyceae; Klebsormidiales; Klebsormidiaceae. The record is from the annotation of a GenBank genome assembly.